GGAACAUAGCCGUUGGUGAAUGGGUUUUACAUUGGAGCAAGCCCUAGAAAAUUCAAUUAGCGCGCAGACAACAAACCUUCAAACAAAUGUAUAUAAAUUCAUCAAUUCUCAUAAAGAACCCCCAUCAAUCUCUCUCUCUAAGUUUCUCAAGCAACAACAACGUGCAAGCGAUUUCAUCUCGUGAUUUUAUAUAUAUAAUUUUUUACGCAAUUAUAACUGUUUCAUUUGAAUUUGUUUGCAUAUAAUCUGAUUUUUCUUUUGCAGGUUUUGUUACUUUUGUUGGUUUUUUUUUUUUUUUUGGUUGUGAUGGAUGCAGGAUCGUAUUCUGGUGGCUUAUCGAAUAAGAAGCAACCUCGUUGCCCACUUCAGGAACAAUUUCUUCAGAGGAAGAAUGCUCGUGAUAAUUUGGAUAGGUUUAUUCCAAAUCGAUCGGCGAUCGAUUUUGACUAUGCUCAUUACAUGCUGACAGAGGGACGGAAAGGUAAGGAAAAUCCAGUUGUCAAUUCUCCCUCCAGUGAGGCAUACAGGAAGCACCUUGCGGAGACUUUCAACAUGAACAGGACUCGCAUUCUGGCGUUCAAGAACAAGCCACCCACUCCUGUUGAGGCCAUUCCGAAUGAGUUUGCCUCUGUUCAACAAGCUAAAGCUGCAAAACCCCGUCGAUACAUACCUCAGACCCCUGAGAGGACAUUAGAUGCUCCAGAUAUCUUGGAUGAUUACUACUUGAACUUAUUAGACUGGGGCAGCAGCAAUGUUCUUUCCAUUGCUCUUGGUGGCACCGUUUAUCUGUGGGAUGCAUCUGAUGGUGCUACUUCAGAGCUGGUCACUGUUGAUGAACAUAAUGGACCUGUUACAAGCGUUAAGUGGGCUCCUGACGGUCAACACAUUGCUGUUGGUCUUAACAAUUCUGAAGUUCAGCUUUGGGAUACUACAGCAAAUCAAAUGUUGAGAUCUUUGAAAGGCGGUCACCGAUCCCGAGUUGGUGCUCUGGAUUGGAACAACCACAUUUUGACAACGGGGGGAAUGGAUGGUAGAAUCGUAAACAACGAUGUUAGAAUAAGACAUCCCAUUAUCGACACUUAUCAAGCACAUCAUCAAGAAGUCUGUGGUCUAAAAUGGUCAGCCUCUGGCCAGCAAUUAGCUAGUGGUGGAAAUGACAACCUCCUCCACAUAUGGGACAGAUCGGCUUCUUCUUCCAACUCUACAACACAGUGGCUUCACAGGCUGGAAGAUCACACAGCUGCUGUGAAAGCCCUUGCUUGGUGCCCUUUCCAGGGCAACUUAUUGGCCUCUGGUGGUGGUGGAAGUGACAGGUGCAUAAAGUUCUGGAAUACCCACACUGGUGCUUGCUUGAACUCGAUUGAUACAGAAUCUCAAGUUUGUUCCCUGCUGUGGAACAAGAACGAACGUGAGCUGCUAAGUUCUCAUGGUUUCACUCAGAACCAGCUCACCCUUUGGAAAUACCCUUCUAUGGUAAAGGUAGCUGAGCUUACUGGCCACACAUCCAGAGUACUUUUUAUGGCCCAGAGUCCAGAUGGUUGCACAGUUGCAUCUGCAGCUGGAGAUGAAACUCUUAGAUUCUGGAAUGUAUUUGGGACUCCUGAAGUAGCAAAAACUGCACCAAAGGCAAAUCCUGAACCAUUCGCUCACCUGAACCGUGGUGGUAUUCGCUGAAUGACACAUACUGGAACAAAGGACUGCUGACUGAAGAAGACAACUGGAAUGUAUUCAGUUCUGAUUCCAGUUUCUUGUACAUACUGGAACAGUAGACUGCGUGCUGAAGAAUCAAUUGUAAAUUCAGUACUAAUUUCAUUAACUGUAUUGGAAUCCGGGACCAGCAACUGGCUGUAUGUAGAAGAUAUUCUUUUUUACUUUGUUUAAUAUUCUGAUUUUAUAUAAGUGGCUGCACACCAAUAGUGACAACACGCUAGUCUAGAGAUAAUUUCCUUGUACAGUUUUCUGAUGAUGAUGUAUUUCUCAAUACAUAAAUAUGAUUCAGUAUUUCUCAAUACAAAAACGUAACUUUGUUUAA
Molecule: messenger RNA, 2032 nt
Organism: Capsicum annuum
Lineage: Eukaryota; Viridiplantae; Streptophyta; Magnoliopsida; Solanales; Solanaceae
Product: cell division cycle 20.2, cofactor of APC complex
Exons: 6
Coding region: 307-1674 (455 amino acids)
Biological process (GO): positive regulation of anaphase-promoting complex-dependent catabolic process; positive regulation of ubiquitin protein ligase activity; anaphase-promoting complex-dependent catabolic process
Cellular component (GO): anaphase-promoting complex
Molecular function (GO): protein binding; anaphase-promoting complex binding; ubiquitin ligase activator activity
Source: RefSeq, a predicted model, not a curated record